This is a messenger RNA of Corticium candelabrum, 1448 nucleotides long. Its product is annotated as gastric triacylglycerol lipase-like. Lineage: Eukaryota; Metazoa; Porifera; Homoscleromorpha; Homosclerophorida; Plakinidae. The transcript has a single exon. Gene Ontology annotation, biological process: lipid metabolic process. Gene Ontology annotation, molecular function: hydrolase activity, acting on ester bonds. The record is from RefSeq and is a predicted model, not a curated record. The coding region runs from base 8 to 1192 and encodes 394 amino acids.
GUUUCGCAUGAUGUUGAGUAUCGUUUUUGUACUCUCUGGUUUGUUCUUAUGGGCGAGAGCUGCCAAUCCAGAAGAGAACAUGAGUGCUAGCGAGAUCAUACACUACCACGGGUACCCCGAAGAAGAUCACUGGGUGGUGACUGAAGAUGGAUUUAUCCUCGGUAUGCAGAGAAUACCACACGGCAAGGGUGGAUCCCAAGUAGGGCAACGGCCGCCGUUCUUCCUACAGCACGGUCUGCUUUGCUCAAGCACAGUGUGGCUCACAAAUACAGAGAAGCGAAAUUUGGCAUUCCUGCUCGCCGACAGCGGCUUUGAUGUUUGGCUGGGUAAUAUACGAGGUAACACUUAUUCUACUAAUCAUACGAAGUUGUCUCCUAAAGACAAAAUAUUUUGGUCUUGGAGUUUUGAUGAAAUGGCUCGAUAUGAUAUUCCUGCUAUGUUGUACUACGUAAUGAAUCAUACAAAUCAGUCUGAAGUCUUUUAUGCUGGGCACUCACAGGGAACAAUUAUUGCAUUUGCCGGGUUUUCUAUAAAUCCUGAGCUAGCAUCUCACGUGAAAACCUUUUAUGCACUGGCUCCAGUAGCCAGAGUUAGUCACAUCGAGGGAUUGCUAAAGUAUUUGUCAUAUUUUACUCCUGAGAUUGAUGAUUUGUUUAAAUUGUUUGGUGAGUAUGAUUUUCUACCAAAUGACGAGUUGAUGAAGUUGUUUGCUCAAUACUUCUGUCCUGAGGAUGUGAGUGUAUGUAGCAAUGUCUUGUUUCUUAUUUGUGGAUAUGAUAAGAGUGAUUUGAAUGAGACGAGAGUGCCGAUAUAUCUCAGUCACACACCAGCAGGAACAUCGGUACAGAACAUGGUACAUUUGUCUCAAGAAAUUCGAAGCGGCUUAUUCCAGAUGUAUGAUUAUGGAAGUAAAGAGAAGAAUGCUGCUCAUUAUGGAGGGAAGACAGUUCCUCCUGUUUACAACUUGACUGAUUUUCAUGUGCCAAUGUAUGCUUACUCAGGAACAAAGGACUUUCUGGCUAAUCCUGUAGAUGUUGCCUGGUUAAUGCCACAACUUGAUUCGUUGCUGAAGCACAUUGUUAUUGAUAAUUAUGAUCAUCUGGACUUCAUUUGGGGCAUAGAUGCUGCUGACAAAGUCUACUCACAUGUCAUUGCAACAGCAAACCAGAGGAUAACAGCAACGACAAGUUAAGAAUAGCCUCUGCAAUUGUGUAUUGACAUUCUCUCGUUAUGUUUAUUAGUGUUGUAACUUUUUAAAAAAAUUUGACCUCGAUGUGUUUGUACCUUGUUACGAGCAGAUUGACAGAGAUCAUCCAAUGUACCUAUAGCAAAACAGUUAAGAGAGACUGAGUCAUGUCACACUCUAGGAAGACUGUUGUUUGCUGGUAUGUGUGCAGAUUAGAUGGGUAACUACUAAUUGAAGCUGUUUUUACGCCGUUGCUUCCACA